This is a messenger RNA of Acanthoscelides obtectus, 808 nucleotides long. NCBI's taxonomy places the organism in Eukaryota, Metazoa, Arthropoda, Insecta, Coleoptera, Chrysomelidae. The record is from the annotation of a GenBank genome assembly.
UCGCACCAGCUGGGUUUAUCGAGCUGUGACGUAAUGCUCGACUGACCUUGCAAUGUUUGUAAAUACAACGAGAACAGACACACGUCGUAUACGAUUGAUACGAUUGUCACUGCACUGCCGUGGUACAAAUUUCGUGUUUUGCAAAGCAGCAAGGAGCAAACAGCUUCUUGUUGGCAGUGUUAUUAGACUUGUUUAUACGUUUACACGUUAUCUCGAUCAAUUUCAAGUGAGAGUUAACGAUGGAUUUUCAAGAGAUGGCUGUCAUCGACGAGCACGCUGUUUGCGAGGGUCCUGCUAGAAAGGAAUCAGGGAAGCGGGGUAGGAAACCAGGCAGAAAAUCUGCAGACAAGGUUGACAUGAGAGCCAAAUUAGAGCGUAGUAGACAAAGUGCCAGAGAAUGCCGUGCUAGAAAGAAGCUGAGAUACCAGUACCUUGAAGAAUUAGUUGCGGAUAGAGAGAAGGCCGUAUUUGCUUUACGAAAGGAAAUAGAACAGUAUAGCCAGUGGGCCAAACAGAUCGACGCUGGUCAAAUUCCUGAAGGGAUCCAAGAAACAUUGGAGGACAUCAUCAAGCAGGAACGCACCAAUAACAGCGCCGCAGCUAGCGCCACUACCGCUAGCGGCAGCUGUCCGAACUAAACCCGUACCCAUUUUCCUCCUGCCUGUUAUAUUUGUUGUGAUAUUUGUUUUUUGCGAAAAUCGGUGCCGCUAUGCGGGCACUAUCCAUAUGAAACUGUAAUCAGACUCUUAUAUUUAUUGUUAUUCCCGCAAAGCAUUUCUUAUGGAUGGAUUAUAUAUUUUAAGUACAA